AUGGAGACCUCAUCUCUGCUUUCCUCAUUGAAUGAUGAGUGUAAAUCAGACAACUACAUUGAGCCUCACUACAAGGAAUGGUAUCGGGUAGCCGUUGAUACUCUGAUUGAACAUGGGCUAGAAGCAUACAAAGAAUUUCUUGCCAAGGAACGAGUUUCAGAAUUUCUAGCUGAGGAAGAAAUUAAUUAUAUUUUGAAAAAUGUCCAGAAAGUUGCACAAAGUACAACCCAUAGUACAGACAAUUCCUGUGAUGAUACCUCAUCUUCUGGGACAUACUGGCCAAUUGAGUCUGAUGUGGAGGCUCCGAACCUCGACUUAGGCUGGCCCUAUGUGAUGCCUGGACUUCUAGGGGGCACACAUAUAGACCUCCUUUUUCAUCCACCAAGAGCACAACUACUUACCAUAAAGGAAACUGUUCGGAAGAUGAUAAAAGAAGCAAGAAAGGUCAUUGCUUUAGUAAUGGACAUAUUUACAGAUGUGGACAUAUUCAAGGAAAUAGUUGAAGCAUCAACUCGAGGCAUAUCUGUAUACAUUCUACUUGAUGAGUCAAAUUUUAUUCACUUCCUAAAUAUGACUGAAAAACAAGGUUGUCAAGUUCAACGUCUCAGGAAUAUCCGAGUGCGGACUGUAAAAGGCCAAGAUUAUCUUUCAAAAACAGGAGCAAAAUUCUAUGGAAAAUUGGAACAGAAGUUCUUGUUAAUAGACUGCCAGAAAGUUAUGUAUGGUUCUUACAGCUAUAUGUGGUCAUUUGAAAAAGCUCAUCUCAGCAUGGUUCAGAUGAUCACAGGACAACUGGUCGAGUCCUUUGAUGAAGAAUUUCGAACCCUGUAUGCCAGAUCCUGUGUCCCCAGUUCAUUUGCUCAGGAGGAGUCUUUAAGGGUGAAACACGGCAAAAACCUCUGGGAGAACGGAAGUUACCAGCGUUCUGUGUCUUCGUUAGCUUCCGUUUCCAGUCAGAGAAACUUUUAUGGGAGACAAGAUAAUAUUCACAAACUAGAUCCCAGUUACUUCAAAAACAGAGGAAUAUUUCCACUAAAUGAACAUGACAAGUUUAACAUAAGGAAUCAUGGGUACAAACCUCAUUUUGUUCCAAAUUUUAAUGGUCCAAAUGCAGCCCGUCAGUAUCAACCGAGUCAGUUAAAUGAAAAUUGGAAGCGACAUAGCUAUGCUGGAGAACAGCCAGAAACCACCCCCUAUCUGCUGCUUAACAGAGCCCUCAACCGAACCAAUAAUCUGCCUGGUAAUUGGAAAAGGCCUUCAGAUAGUCUCAGUGUGGCAUCAUCAUCACGGGGCGGUUACAAAAGCCACCAUAACACACCUGCCCAGAGUUUUGCUGACCGGCUUGCCCAGAGAAAAACAACAAAUCUUGCAGAAAGAAAUUCAAAUGUGCGUAGGUCUUUUAAUGGCACAGAUAAUCAUAUUCGUUUUUUGCAGCAACGCAUGCCCACUCUGGAAAACACCACAAAAUCAUUCCUGCGUAACUGGAGAAUUGAAUCCUACUUAAAUGAUCAUUCAGAAGCUUCCCCUGAUGCAAAUGGAUCCAUGUUGGGGGACCGUUUUGAGGGCUAUGAUGCUUCUGAGAAUUUGAAAGCCAAUGCCCUUUACACUCAUUCUCGACUCCGUUCAUCUUUUGUGUUUAAACCAACUUUACCUGAGCAGCAGGAGGUUAACAGUUGUACAACCGGAUCCUCAAAUUCGACUAUCAUAGGUUCUCAGGGAAGCGAUACACCAAAAGAGGUCCCAGAAACCCCUACUAGUAUAGAGCAUUUGCCAGAAAAACCUAUGGAAGACUCAAACCCCAAACCCCCACUGCACUCAGACACCCCCAAGAUGCACACUUUGCAAGUUCCUGAAAACCACUCCCCAGUCUUAAACCAUAGUACAAAUGGUCAUUCCGAGUCAAACAACUAUAUCUAUACCACCUUGUGUGCAAGCAAGCAGACAGAAAAGCCAAAGAACCAUCAAAAUGAGAACCUGCUUAAAAGGCGAAGCUUCCCAUCCUUUGACCACUCAAAAGGCAAUGUCGAUCAUGGAAACAGUAAGCACUAUGUCUAUAGCACACUGACAAGGAAUCGAGUUAGACACUCAGAAAAACCCAAAGAAGAUUUACUGAAAAGUUCUAAAAGCAUGCAUAAUGUUACCCAAAACAUAGAGGGUGAUGAUGAGGUUGUCAAGAGAGAUCCUCCGACUGGUCCUACCACCAAGUCAGUCUCCAUCGCUGCUUUACAUGAUGUGAAUAAAGAGGAGUCCAACAAAGAGCUGACUUCAAAGAAGGAAGUUAAGGGUUCUCCAAGCUUUCUGAAAAAGGGGUCUCAGAAGCUAAGGUCAUUACUCAGCCUGACCCCAGAGAAAAAGGAAACUCUAUCCAAAAAUAAAGCACCUGCCUUUUACAGAAUGUGCAGUAGUUCUGAUACUCUUGUGUCUGAAGCUGAAGAGAUUCAAAACCCAAAAAAAUCAGAGACCAAAGCCGAUUCAUCUCCUAGGAGAAAGCGUUCCUCUUCAUCAAACUCUCAGGGAAGCCUCCACAAGAGUAAGGAAGAUGUCGCAGUUAGCCCGUCCCACGGAGUAAAUCCAUCAGAUGAAAGUAGUAAAAUAAUACCUUCUCCUGGUCCAGUUGAAAGGAAGUUUUUGGACAGCGCAGGAGAUGCCUCUGCCCCAAGGUUUAACACCGAGCAGAUCCAAUACCGAGAUCCAAGGGAAAUGAACGUAGCUGCUGCUCCUGAAAGAAGACCAGCUGUACCUCCAAGACCAAAGCCCAGUGACCUUCUGAGAUCUCAGUCAACUGACCGGCGCGUUUACAGUCGUUUUGAACCCUUUUGUAAGAUUGAGACUUCUAUUCAGCCAACCAGCAACUUGUCAAAUCCCAGCCUCUACCGCCCAGAAAUGAAAUCCAGUACCAUGGGCAGUGGUUAUGGCCGAUCCAGCCCACUGCUUAAUAAUUAUAACACGGGCGUUUAUCGCUCCUAUCAGCCAAAUGAAAACAAAUUCCGAGGCUUUAUGCAAAAGUUUGGAAAUUUCAUUCACAAAAAUAAAUGA
Messenger RNA from Elephantulus edwardii (Cape elephant shrew), 3036 nucleotides. It is a transcript of the gene FAM83B, whose product is annotated as family with sequence similarity 83, member B. Bases 1 to 3036 code for a protein of 1011 amino acids. Gene Ontology annotation, biological process: epidermal growth factor receptor signaling pathway. NCBI's taxonomy places the organism in Eukaryota, Metazoa, Chordata, Mammalia, Macroscelidea, Macroscelididae. The record is from RefSeq and is a predicted model, not a curated record. The transcript is spliced from 4 exons. Gene Ontology annotation, cellular component: cytoplasm; membrane.